Molecule: messenger RNA, 1248 nt
Organism: Perkinsus marinus ATCC 50983
Lineage: Eukaryota; Perkinsozoa; Perkinsida; Perkinsidae
Product: retrovirus polyprotein, putative
Exons: 1
Coding region: 1-1248 (415 amino acids)
Biological process (GO): DNA integration
Molecular function (GO): nucleic acid binding
Source: RefSeq, a predicted model, not a curated record
AUGAAUCAGCUUAGCAGCGCGGGCGGUUGUUCGGAUCCCAAUGGCAUGGGGUUCGUCUCGGCGGGUGACGGCCUUCUUAUGCGUCGCUACCGAUCUAAUGCGGGGCACGGCCUCUCGCGUCUCUGCUUCUACAUCCCUUCGGAUUCUCAGGAAGGAGUUGAUUUCGCAAAAAGAGUGCUACACUCCUAUCACGUCGACUCUGGUUGUCUCAAUGCUCGAUACGUCAGAUGGGUUUUCUCUAGAGCAUUCUACGUGAAGGGACUCAGGAAGCUCGCUCUUGAAGUAUGCCGUUCUUGCGACAAGUGCCAGUUCGCCCAAAAUAGGCGGUACUACUCCCUACGGGAUGGUGGUCGAAACCUCUCAAACGGUGUCAACGGAUGUUGGGAAGUUGUUUCGGCCGAUCUUGCUGAGAUGGGACCUGACAGAAAGGGCACAUAUACCUCGGCCUUAUUUCUAAUUGACCAUUUCAGUCGCUUCGCUCUUGUAGCUCCUCUGCGAAGCAGCUCUUCGUCUUCGGUCAUUGGUGCUCUCUCGACCUUCAUCGGUAUCUUCGGUCCAAUGGGACAACUUCGAUCAGAUUGUGGUCCCUGUUUCAGGGGGCGGAAGUUCACGGAGUACUUGGCUUCACAAGGUGUGGUCCAUCAUGCGCUGCCCCCUUACGCGGCAUUCUCCAACGGCUUGGUCGAGCGCUCGAUCUCUGCCAUCAAGUUUAUUACUCGUCAGUUGGCGUCUAAGCGCUCGUGGUCCUCUCAGAUCCACCGGGUUCUCGCCAGACUCAACGCUAAGCCUAUAGAUGGGAUCGGUCUAUCGCCCCACGAGAUUUUCUUCGCUAGACCACGAAGGUUUCCUGUGGACAACGCCCUCCACGAUGUCAAUUCUGGAGCUCUCGUACCAGCGGAUGAAGAGCAAGCUCGUCAGAGGCGUGAGGACGGUGAUUACGUGGAUCGUUUGGUAUCUGAGGCUCUGAAUGCCUCUAAUUCGGCUUCUGCGGUUAAAAGGUUCCCCAGACGUGGUCCCCCUAAAGUUGGAUCCGAGGUUCUCGUGUUCGUGCCUAACCCCAUGGGCGGUGGCAGCUAUGGACACGAGGUCUACCGAGUUCACCGCGUUCUGGGUAAGGUUACUCUUCAGUUGGUGAAGUCGAACGUCCCUCCUGCAUCGGUGACUCCCGAUAUCAUCAAGGAGGUUCACUAUUUCAACGCUCGUCCUUACUAUCGAUCAUCCGGGGGGCAUGUCAGUGCUAAUCAAUGA